ACGAAAUGAACACUCACGAACCCAUUCCCUUGAGCAUGUUUUCCCUGUCCGUCUGGUUUGUUUUGUGUUUUACGUUCCUGACUGUAUUCCGUUCCGGUUGCCGGGCAACGAGUGCAAGCCAGAAAAUUCCAGGAUCACCAGAACCUUCUCUCAACCGGAUCCUCGUGAGCAAUCUACACACCUGUUCCCGAUCAUCAUCACUACCACCAUCAUCCAGGCCCUGCCAGAUCGUCCUCUAUAUUUAUAUAGUUGCUGGGAAACGAGUGGAAGACGGAAAAUUCCAGGAUCACCAGAACCUCCUCUCAACCGGAUCCUCGUCAGCCAUUUACACACCUGUUCCUGAUCUUCAUCACUACCACCAUCAUCCAGGCCCUGCCGGAUCGUUAGCCACACUAUACCUUCACCCUGGAAUUCCCUUCCCCCCCGGUCUGGUAACCAGAACCAUCAACUUCGUCGUUCCAUCAAGACUCCUGUUCACCAGUACUCACCUCCCAACACAUUCGUCAUCUCUAUCAGCAUUCCAUCACCCGGACUCACCUGUCUACACGCCUGGCAUUACCUUUUCAAAUAUAUUUUGGUCAUCAAUAAAUACUGACCUUUUUUACCACCACCUACCUUGUCCUGGUCUGCGUUUGGGUUCAGAAUCUGAGACAUAA
Perca fluviatilis (European perch) is the source of this 656-nucleotide messenger RNA. RefSeq lists its product as uncharacterized. The record is from RefSeq and is a predicted model, not a curated record. The transcript is spliced from 3 exons. The coding region runs from base 6 to 656 and encodes 216 amino acids. NCBI's taxonomy places the organism in Eukaryota, Metazoa, Chordata, Actinopteri, Perciformes, Percidae.